This is a messenger RNA of Daphnia carinata, 1072 nucleotides long. Its product is annotated as cysteine and glycine-rich protein 1-like. The coding region runs from base 291 to 899 and encodes 202 amino acids. The transcript has 7 exons. Gene Ontology annotation, molecular function: actinin binding; structural constituent of muscle. Gene Ontology annotation, biological process: muscle tissue development; sarcomere organization. Gene Ontology annotation, cellular component: cytoplasm; Z disc; nucleus. The record is from RefSeq and is a predicted model, not a curated record. NCBI's taxonomy places the organism in Eukaryota, Metazoa, Arthropoda, Branchiopoda, Diplostraca, Daphniidae.
CGGCCGCAUGGUUUUUACUUUUGUACGGCAGGUCGUCGUCGAGAGGCACAAACAUUCGAGUGAAGCGAAACGAACAACUCGUGACUCUGUUAUUUUGUUUUCGGAAAGACGACAGCACACUACUGUUACCGUCAGUCGACAUUGCACGCCGUUUUGCAUCUCUACACAGAAAAAAGGAAUUUGCUGCAUUCGUAAACAUCAAUGUGCGAAAGACGGCCGUCAUUUUAAAGACAUUACGAGAAACGUUUUUUUGAUUUUGAACGAAGACAAAAAAAAAAAAAACGAGGAAGAUGCCCGGCAUUUGUCCUCGUUGCAAAAAGAAUGUCUACUUUGCUGAAGAGAAGAUGGCCCUUGGCAAAUCGUUCCACAAGAUGUGCUUCGCUUGCGCCAACUGCAAGAAGAUGCUGGACAGCACGAACGCGACCGAGCACGACGACGAGCUCUUCUGUCGGUCCUGUUACGGCAAAAAAUUCGGGCCCAAAGGUUACGGUUACGGCGGCGGAGCUGGAGUGCUGAGCAUGGAUGACGGAACCGGAUACAUUAACGGCCCUCCAACUUCGAAUAUACCGCAAUUGGCACAGGCUCAUGUGGCCCCACUUUUAGCUAACGGAGGAACAAAUGUACGACAGACCAACGGAAAUGGUUACAGCAAAUUCGGAUCCAAGAUUGACUGUCGUCGAUGCGGCAAAGUGGUUUUUAUGGCCGAAAAAAUGAUGGGCGGAGGUUCGUGUUGGCACAAGAGUUGCUUUACCUGUUUGUCAUGCAAUAAACGACUCGAAUCGACGUCAUUGUGUGAACGUGAGGGCGAAAUCUAUUGCAAAAGCUGUUAUGGAAAACAAUUUGGACCGAAAGGCUACGGAUUCGGACUAGGAGCUGGAGUCUUGCAAAUGUCUGAAUAAGCUUUUGUUUUGCUGAGAGACAGCUACGGACGUGCAGAUUUGAAUGACACAGCCUGAAUUUUGGAUCCAGAGCCCACCGCUGAACGACGCGCGGGGAUACAGUGAAAUCUGUUUUACUCUUUUUGUUGCUAAGUAUAUCUUUAAAAAAACCUAAGCUGCCUUCUUAUGUAAGU